Molecule: messenger RNA, 724 nt
Organism: Drosophila albomicans
Lineage: Eukaryota; Metazoa; Arthropoda; Insecta; Diptera; Drosophilidae
Gene: mRpS23
Product: probable 28S ribosomal protein S23, mitochondrial
Exons: 3
Coding region: 98-670 (190 amino acids)
Biological process (GO): translation
Cellular component (GO): ribosome; mitochondrion
Molecular function (GO): structural constituent of ribosome
Source: RefSeq, a predicted model, not a curated record
CAAUGUUGUUUAAAAGUAUCGAGUACUUUGUGUUUGCCGCAGCGCAUGUCGUAAUAAUAAUAAAUUAAAAGCAAAUAUCAAUUAAAAUAUCAUAACUAUGGCACAAAGCAGGCUCGAAAAGAUUGGUACCAUCUUCACCAGAAUUCAGGGUCUGUUGCGAGGAGGCGCAAUGAAAGCGGAGGACAAACCCAUUUGGUAUGAUGUAUAUGCAGCAUUUCCGCCCAAACUGGAGCCGCGUUAUGACCGCCCAGCAUCCAAUUUGCCCAUACGCAGGAUUUUCUACGCAGAGGAUGUAGUGCGAGCAAAACUUCAUAAGCAAAACAGACCCAACGAAACCAUUUCAUUAACGGAUCACAGGCGCAACACGCAAUCUCAGCAGUUUGUGCAGCUCUACGAGAAUCUAAGAUCACAGGGUGCGCUGGAUGAGCAACGUAUCUAUGAAACAACACUCGAUUUGCUGGCCGAGCAACGACAACAACUGCGUUCUGAAGAGAGAGCAGACGAUAAUUUGGGAACAUUACCUAGUGAUGAGCUGGAGACCAACAAGAGCUCGUUGCUCAAUGAUUUCCAGCAAGCAGAGGAGCAGCAGACAACGACUCCAACUUCAACUCCCGGCAAAGCGAAAAAGGAAGGCGUAGGCAUUAACAUAGACAGUUUAUUCAAAGAUUAGACUUGUGAUUUCUAUGGUGAACUUAAUAUACAUUUCUAAUGUGCUGUUGUUAAA